AUGGCAGCAAGAGCAGUACUAUUGUCUCUCUUCUUCUUCUUAAUCCAGGGGCAGGGAGGAAUUGAAACCACCUCAUCAAAUGACUACGAUGACGAUCAGUGCAAGCCAGAGACAUGCGGGGAGGAUGUUAACUUCGACGUCCGCUUUCCAUUCAGGCUUAAGGGAAGGCAUCUCAAGCACUGCGGCUAUCCUGGAUUUGAUCUCUCUUGCUCUCCCCGCAACCAAACCAUCCUCAAUCUCCCUCUUUAUUCAUCAUCAUCAUCAGAUGUGGUCAUUGAUUACAUAGAUUAUAAAGAUCAGCUGAUAUACGCGAGCGUUCCAGAUUGUUGUUUUGUGAAGAUAAUUGAAAACCUCAACUUGUCUGCCUCUAUCUUCCAACCACAACCACAACCACUGACACGGGACUUCUCUUACCAGAAUUACUUAAUGAGCUGUCCUAAGGCUAUGUCUUAUUCAUCUUACGAGUCUUUUCUCAACAAUUGCACAAGUGAUUCAACUCAGCAAGUCUACCACGCCAUUUCCUCUGACACUAUAUUUUACAAAAUGCCACUAUGGCCCUGCAAGUUUAUUAAUGCCCAAUUGUGGAACUUAGGUAUAUUGACUUUGAGUUGGUCAAAGCCAAUGUGUGGAGAUUGCGAAACAGAAGAGGGACUCUGUAGAAUAAGGAAGAACAACAACACCAACAACAGAGAGGGACUUGAAACAGAGUGUUAUCUAGGAGAAGAACCUCUUCCUACUCAUAGACUUGUGAGGUUCUAUGCCGAACAAAAUCGGAAUAGUAAUUAUAAUCAAGGUUUUAAUAGCAUCAAGAAUAUCAUAAUUAGAGGUAACUUUACUAUUAUCAUUAUGACAAUUCUCCUUACCCCAUUCUCUCAACUCUAA
This is a messenger RNA of Impatiens glandulifera, 882 nucleotides long. RefSeq names its product putative RING-H2 finger protein ATL21B. Gene Ontology annotation, molecular function: polysaccharide binding. Lineage: Eukaryota; Viridiplantae; Streptophyta; Magnoliopsida; Ericales; Balsaminaceae. The record is from RefSeq and is a predicted model, not a curated record. Bases 1 to 882 code for a protein of 293 amino acids. The transcript has 2 exons.